GUCACUUUGUUUUGUUGUUGUUUUUCAGGCAGCACUGUCGGCCCAGGCUGCCACGACUACCCAUUCACCUUUCAGAUUCCAGCACAAGAGCUGCCGUCCUCCUUUAAAGGCUCCCAUGGAAAGAUCGUGUACACAGUGGAGGCGAUCCUCAGCAGGCCCAUGAAAUUGGACAGUAAAGCUAAGGCUUCGUUCACCCUCAUGCAGAAAAGAAACCCACACAGUGAUGCGUUUCUGAUGACUCCGCAGCACAGUACCAUCGAUAAGAAAAUGAAGCUCUUCACGUCAGGAACAGUGGGCAUGGAUGUAAAUAUUACACAGACAGGCUUCGUCCAAGGUGAAGGCAUCAAAGUUGUGGCCUCCAUUCAGAACAAGUCAUCUCGUGACAUUAGGCCCAAGUACUGCUUGUAUAGGAAGUACAGCUACUUUGCAAAAAGCAAGAGGCGCGUCGAAACCAAAGACAUCCUGAAAGAAGUGGGCGAAGCCAUUCCGCCUUCUGCAGGUCAGACUAUCACCAGGAUCAUCACCAUCCCUGCCACCAUGUGUGCGUCCAUCUUAAACUGCAGCAUCAUCAAAGCCGAGUACAGACUCAGGGUCUAUCUGGAUGUUAAAUAUGCUUCGGACCCCGAGAUCAAGUUCCCUAUAGUCAUCCUUCCUGCUCCACAGGGGCCUGAUGAUGAGAGGCAGCCCCCCCCAUAUGGAUUUGACGGGUUUGCCGACUUAAGCGUAGGGACCAAUUUCCUACAAAACCCAACAGCCUUGGACCCCUCUGCUCCACCUCCAUCCUAUGGUACAUAUGCAAUGUACCCCUCAUUGACUGGUGCUGAUGGGAAGUACUAG
Molecule: messenger RNA, 837 nt
Organism: Paralichthys olivaceus (Japanese flounder)
Lineage: Eukaryota; Metazoa; Chordata; Actinopteri; Pleuronectiformes; Paralichthyidae
Source: RefSeq, a predicted model, not a curated record